Molecule: messenger RNA, 2151 nt
Organism: Mesorhabditis spiculigera
Lineage: Eukaryota; Metazoa; Nematoda; Chromadorea; Rhabditida; Rhabditidae
Source: the annotation of a GenBank genome assembly
AUGCUGCCACCGGUGAACGCGACCCUCGUCUCCGAGCCGUCCGUUCGUCUGCUGCUAGCUGCUGGUGGAUUUGAGGGCGAGAAUGAGACGUCGCUCGCCAAAACGACGUCCCCACCCGUCGAUUUCCAUGUGGCCCACGCAUUCUUCGUGCUCCUCAUCAUUAUGGUGGUGCUCGGAAACCUGGUGGUGCUCCUAGCCGUACUGGCAGAUCGGAAACUCCGCACGGUGACCACCAACAAGUUCAUCGCAUCGCUGGCAGUUUCCGAUCUGCUCGUCGGUCUGGCCGUCAUGCCACUAUCGCUCAAUUCGAAGAUCCACGACGAUCAAUGGACACUCGGGCAUACCUGGUGCCAAUUCCAUCUGGUGACAGGUGUCUUCUCCACCACAGCAUCCAUCGUACAUCUCGUCGCUAUCAGCCUCGAUCGCUACUUUGCCAUCAUGUUCCCAACGGAGUAUCAGCGGCACAGCGUCAGCACAUCCACCAUGCCCUAUGUGGUGAUGAUUUGGCUGAUGGCGUUCUGCGUCUCCUCGUCCCUUUUCAUGGAACAGAGUCCGGUCGAUGAGAGGAUAUGCUGGAUUGACAAUCCGCAGUAUAUUGUACUGUCGGCGUUGCUCUCCUUUUUCCUUCCCGGCGCCAUCGUCGUCUACCUCUACGUGAAGAUUUUUCAGAAACUACGGAACCACCAGCUGUACAUGUUCGGACAGCAGAGCGCCCGACAGCCAGACCAUAAAAGAUCAUUACCACGGGUCAUCAUCGAGGAGGUGCGGUCGCGUCGCGGUUCGCGGCUCUCUCAGACGGGUUCAUCCGGUGGUUCACCAACGAGAAGGAGCAGCAAUUCAAAGAGCGAACGCAGCCCAUCUCAGCCGGAAAUUCAUGCGUUACCAAAGCUACCACAACGAUGGCGCAGCCCGACGAUAUGCGCCGAGACGUUCGAGCACGACCGAAAUGUGGCGGCCAAGAAGCGGGUGUCCAUUGUGCCCGAUCCCCCGUCGAUGGACGUCUCCUACGCGUCGAAUAUCGGAGCGCUACGCGCCGAGCAUGAAGCCGCGAGGUUACGCGAGAAAGAGGAAGCCGAAGUGCGGCUAAUCGAAGAGCCGAAAGUACGAAAAUUCUCCGAGAAAUGCUGCGAGCGGCAGGACGUCGAGAAAAAGUCACGUGAAAAACUGGCGGAACGGCGGCGGAAUUCGAUGGACAGUCGCCCCAAUGGCAUACCCAUUAUGCUGGCGUUUAAUAAGCUGUUCCAGGCGUACAACGACAUCAGGAUGGGCAGAAGAAGAUCAUCGCUGGGCCGGGAAGAUUCAGAAGAAAUCCACAUGCCCCUCCGCGUACACCUAUCGACAGUCUAUGCGGAUGACGAGGAAAAUGCAAGUGCAGAACAUCCGGCGCUCGAAACGACCACCGAAUUGGACGAAAAAUCGGACGAGCCGGUGGAGGUUCAGCCAUUCCCCAAAAUCGAAGAGGAGGAACAGCAGAUUAGCGCAGAAUCUUCGGAAGCGCCAGCCUGUCGCCCAUUGCUACCGUUGCCGGCCGAAAACUUGUUGCAACCAUUGCCGAGGCUCUCCAAAAUUGAUACCACCCAAAUCAAGCCCAACAACGGGCAAACCAGGUACCGCCGCAUCUCGAUGAACAGCUACGGGAGCAGUCUGACGGACGGCACGGAUUCGACGUUUGAGAUUGAUUCCAGACGGAGCAGCGCGUGGUCAACACUCCGCUCGGCCGUCCUCAGCAACGAUUUCAAGAGCUAUUCCCGGUCUCCGGUCGAAAUCUCCGUCGACGGCGUGCAUUUUCACAAGAAAAACGGGCUCAGUCGCGGGAAGCUGAGGCGUAUCGCCACUCAGGUUACCCGAGCGAUAAGACGGAAACGGAGGGAAUCGAUGGCGAUCCGGCGGGAGAGUCGAGCCACGAGGGUCGUCGCCGCUAUUCUUAUGGCGUUUCUGAUCUGCUGGUUGCCGUUCUUCUGCCUAUCCGUCUACCGUGGCAUCCUGGUCGGCUUUCGGGUCCAUAUCUCGCGCGAAUGGCACACGCAACUCUACGUCGCCACCAGUUGGCUUGGCUACGCGCACUCGUGCUUCAACCCGGUCAUCUACAUGUGCCUCAACAAGAAUUUUCGGGCCACGCUACGCAGGAUGCUCUCCGUACAGCACAGGGGA